This is a messenger RNA of Fundulus heteroclitus (mummichog), 3102 nucleotides long. It is a transcript of the gene trpc1, whose product is annotated as transient receptor potential cation channel, subfamily C, member 1. Gene Ontology annotation, biological process: calcium ion transmembrane transport; manganese ion transport; regulation of cytosolic calcium ion concentration. The coding region runs from base 500 to 2863 and encodes 787 amino acids. Gene Ontology annotation, molecular function: protein binding; inositol 1,4,5 trisphosphate binding; store-operated calcium channel activity. The transcript is spliced from 13 exons. The record is from RefSeq and is a predicted model, not a curated record. Lineage: Eukaryota; Metazoa; Chordata; Actinopteri; Cyprinodontiformes; Fundulidae. Gene Ontology annotation, cellular component: membrane; cation channel complex.
ACAUGCGCAGUAGCGUCCUCGUCAGCAGCAUCAGGACCAAAAAAGAUCCCGGAUAGGUGCGAUGUAGGGGGGGAGAGAAGAUGGUGCAUGCUAAACCCGCGCUGAAAGGGACGGACAGCUUUAGGGUUGUUUGGGGCGUCCGCAGAGAUACGACUCCUUUUAUCUAAUGUUUGAGGUCCGGUGGUCGGAAGCGGAAGGUUGUAUUUAGUCCGAUAAAAACACACACACACUAUCUCUCUCUCACACACACACACAUACACACACAACGACGACGGGCGUGUUGGCCGCACAUUAACGAUUCCUCCCGAAGGACGACGCUGUGAAGCUGCCUCCGCUGCUGCUGCUGCUGCUGCGUCUCGCUCCGGGAAGAAUUCCUCCACUGUUGGGCCGCGCGUAAUAUUGGGCCGUGAUGGCGACGUCGGGCUUCCUCCGUGUGACGGUCGCAGCUUUCUAGUGGGAUGCACAUCGGCGCUUGACCGCACUCCGCUCUCCGUCGAUAAUGGCAGCUCUGUACCAGGGCACGGACACCUCCUCUCCCGACAAAUUCCUGGCCUUGAAAGACGUGAGAGAAGUGAAGGAGGAGACGACGCUGGACGAGAAGCUCUUCCUGCUGGCCUGCGAGAAAGGUGACUACUACAUGGUGAAGAAGCUGCUGGAGGAGAACCGCCACGGCGAGCUCAACCUCAACUGCGUGGACGUGCUGGGCCGGGAUGCGGUGACCAUCGCCAUUGAGAACGAGAACCUGGACAUCCUGCAGCUUCUGCUCGAACACGGCUGCCAGGCCACAGACGCCUUGCUGGUGGCCAUAGACUCGGAGGUCGUGGGAGCCGUGGACAUCCUCCUCAACCACAGGCCAAGGCGCUCCUCCAAGCCCUCAAUCGCAAAACUGAUGCAGCGGAUCCAGAACCCGGAGUACUCCACCACCAUGGACGUUGCUCCGGUCAUCCUCGCGGCGCACAGGAACAAUUACGAGAUCCUGACCAUGCUGCUGAAACAGGACAUCUCUCUCCCCCGGCCUCACGCCGUAGGCUGCGAGUGCAUGCUCUGCAAUGCUAAAAACAAGAAGGACAGCCUGAGGCACUCCAGAUUCCGUCUGGACAUCUACCGCUGCCUGGCGAGCCCCUCUCUAAUCAUGCUCACUGAGGAGGACCCCAUACUGCGAGCGUUUGAGCUCAGCGCAGACCUGAAGGAGCUCAGCCUUGUCGAGGUGGAGUUCAGGAAUGACUACGAGGAGCUGGCAAAGCAGUGCAAGAUGUUUGCCAAGGAUCUUCUGGCUCAGGCUCGAAACUCUCGGGAGCUCGAAGUGAUUCUCAAUCACACCUCCAGCGAGGAUCAGAUCGACAAGAGGGGCCUGCUGGAGGAGCGCAUGAACCUUAGCCGGCUUAAACUGGCCAUCAAGUACAACCAAAAAGAGUUUGUGGCUCAGUCCAACUGUCAGCAGUUCCUCAACACCGUUUGGUUCGGAGAGAUGGCCAGCUACCGACGCAAGCACACCUGCCUGAAGAUGGGCACGGUCCUGAGCGUGGCGCUGCUCUGGCCGGUCCUCUCCAUCUGCUACCUGCUGGUACCCCGCUCCCGAGUCGGCCAGAUAAUCCACACGCCGUUCGUCAAGUUCAUCAUCCACAGCGCCUCCUACUUCACCUUCCUGCUGCUGCUCAACCUGUAUUCGCUGGUCUACAACGAGCACAAGAAGAACACGAUGGGCCCCGCGCUGGAGAUGAUCGAUUACCUGCUGAUCCUCUGGAUCAUCGGAAUGGUGUGGUCGGACGUGAAGCGCCUGUGGUACGAGGGGCUGGAAGACUUCCUGAAAGAGUCCAGGAACCAGCUGAGCUUUGUGAUGAACUCGCUCUACCUGGCGACUUUCACUCUUAGGAUAGUUGCUCAUAGCAAGCAGUUCAAAACUGAACCAGACACGGAGAGGAAGAACUGGGACGCCUUCCAUCCCAUCCUGGUGGCCGAGGGCCUCUUCGCCUUCGCCAACGUUCUGAGUUACCUGAGACUCUUCUUCAUGUACACCACCAGCUCCAUUCUGGGGCCGCUGCAGAUCUCCAUGGGUCAGAUGCUACAGGAGUUUGGGAAGUUUCUGGGCCUCUUCCUGCUCGUCCUGUUCUCCUUCACCAUCGGGCUCACCCAGCUGUAUGGAAAAGACUACGUCAAAGACACAAAGGACCGGAUCAAACCGAGCAAGGACUGCGAAGGCAUCUUCUGCCCGGAACAGAGCAACGACGCCUUUCACACGUUUAUGGGGACCUGCUACGCUCUGUUCUGGUACAUUUUCUCCCUGGCGCACGUUGCGCUCUUCGUCACCCGCAUCAGCUACACGGAGGAGCUGCGCUCCUUCGUCGGUGCCAUGAUCAUCGGCACCUACAACAUUGUGGUGGUGAUCGUGCUGACCAAGCUGCUGGUGGCCAUGCUCCAUAAAAGCUUCAGACAAAUUGCUAAUCACGAGGACAAGGAGUGGAAGUUUGCACGGGCCAAGCUCUGGCUCAGCUACUUCGAUGACAAGUGCACCUUGCCCCCACCUCUCAAUGUCCUAACCUCGCCGAAGACCGUCUGCUACCUGGUGACCAGCAUGAGGAAGUGGAUCUGUUCCCACACCACAAAGGGCAAAGUGAAGAGACAGAACAGUCUCAAGGAGUGGAAGAACCUGAAACAGAAGCGGGAUGAGAACUACCAGAAGAUCAUGUGCUGUUUGGUGCACCGCUACCUGACCUCCACGCGACAGAAGAUGCAGAGCAUGGACCAGGCCACGGUGGAAAACCUGAACGACCUACGCCAAGACCUGUCCAAGUUUCGCAACGAGAUGAGGGACCUGCUGGGCUUCCGGACAUCCAAAUACGCCAUGUUCUACCCAAGGAGCUAAGGCACAAAAAAACAGACUAUUUCUCCUUCUUCCUUCUUGAUAAAAAAUCUUGCUUCAUGUUUAUCUGGGAUCCCUCAAGCAUGUGCAAAAAAAACUCUGCUCUUUAAAGUCGCUGGGGUCAUUUUAUAAAAGCCUCAAGACUCAGGCCUUCUAUCUAUUCAGCUAUGUAACCUUUAUUUUGUAAAAAAUAAAUAAAUAAAUAAAAUAAACGGGAAAAUAAAGAUUUAUGGAAGAAUUGA